Molecule: messenger RNA, 501 nt
Organism: Eimeria maxima
Lineage: Eukaryota; Apicomplexa; Conoidasida; Eucoccidiorida; Eimeriidae
Exons: 3
Coding region: 1-501 (166 amino acids)
Source: RefSeq, a predicted model, not a curated record
AUGCAAAGCAGUGCCCCCGCCUCACUCCUGCAGGCGGUUAAACUUGUAUUUCUUGUUCCAUUGUCAAGUUUGACGGAAACUGCCGUUGAAUUGGAUCAAGGAGGAGCUCCGCUGCAGCAACUAGAGGGACCGGAAACAUAUGAAGAAACUCGCCGCCCGGUUAUUCGCAAGGGUCACAUGACGAUUUUAGCACUCGCAGUACUACAAAUCGCAGUCCUGCUCAGUAUGAUUGCAUCCAAAAAAGCUGCGGUUUUAAAAGGGGAGGGGAGAAGCUCUCGUUACGUUGCACAAGUGCCUUCAUACUUUACACAUGAACGAGGAUUACUCCCCAUCUUCAAGAAGCAUGGAACCUUUCAGUUGAUGCUCUGGUCAUGGGAUCCCAUUAUGUGCUGCGAAAAUCAGUGCGUGCUGAACAUUGUCUCGACUUACCUGUCGUUCAAGCAAGUUUGGUUUGAAAGGAACAAAAGCACGCUGAGUGUAGGACUUCACCUUGGCAGCUGA